AAAUUUAAGCGAAAUAUGUUUUCUCUUCCUACAGCCUUUCAGACGCAGGGAACAGUGCCUUUGACCCAUUUGAUCAAUGUGGUCCAGUACCUGAAGAGUUCAGCCAACACUGCCAUUACCACAUCAGUGCAGAGUCUACACAGAGACCUUUCACCUGAACAUGACCCACUUCUGAGUGAGCCCAAAGUAAACUUAAAGGACCUGGGUCUGUCAGAGCUGAGGUUCAGUCAUGUAUGGGAUGUUCUGAAGCGCCUGCUGCCUUCUAUAGAUCCAGAGGAGAAAUCCAUAUCCAGCGCUGCUCAAAACCCAACAACAUGGAGAACAUCUCACAUUUCUGCCUCCUCCUUCUUCCAAAACAAAUAUGGGUUCUCUCACAAACACGUGGGACUAUUUGGCUCUCCGGUGUUUCGCAGGCAAAGUACCAGCCCGCUCCAGGCGGCCUGCGUAGAUCUACAUCAUCUGCAAUUAUGGGUCCAAAACAGAGGUUUCAGGACAAUGAAGUCCAAGAUCAGACAUCUACAGUCUGGUUUUGAAGGUCCAGUAGAUGCAGAGAAUUAUAAGCCAGUCUUUAUGAAAGACCCCCUUGUGAAGGAAAAGCAAGUCAUGGGGAGUCUUGAACAGUUAUUGAAACAGAAUAACUUGUCAGAAUCUGACCAGGAUGCUUUUAAGAUAGGCUUCACAGAGGGCAUCAUGAAAGCUCAGGCUCUGACACAGAGAACUCAAGACUCUGUAAAAAGGACACGUCUGAUUAUUUUUGUCCUCCUGCUGGUGGGUCUGUAUGGUGUGUCCAGAAGCCCUCUCUUCUCGGGUAAAGGGUCAUUUUCUGACACUGUUCGUUUCCGCACCACCUCUGGUCUGGAUUCAGCUGUGGACCCCAGUCAGAUGAAGAAUGUCACCUUUGAACAUGUAAAAGGUGUCGAGGAGGCCAAAAACGAGCUUCAGGAUGUUGUCGAAUUUUUGCGAACCCCCCAGAAAUUCACUGUGCUCGGUGGUAAACUUCCCAAAGGUAUCUUGCUCGUGGGGCCUCCAGGAACAGGAAAAACCCUGUUGGCCAGAGCUGUAGCAGGUGAAGCAGACGUGCCCUUCUACUACGCCUCCGGGUCAGAGUUUGACGAAAUGUUUGUGGGAGUCGGCGCGAGUCGCAUCAGAAACCUUUUCAAGGAAGCCAAAGCUAGUGCACCGUGUGUAAUAUUUAUCGACGAACUGGACAGUGUAGGAGGAAAGAGAAUCGAGUCUCCAAUGCACCCAUACUCACGACAAACUAUCAACCAGUUGCUCGCUGAGAUGGAUGGGUUUAAACCCAAUGAAGGAGUCAUUGUGAUUGGAGCUACGAACUUUCCUGAAGCUUUGGACAAUGCUCUGGUGAGACCUGGCCGGUUUGACAUGCAGGUCACCAUCCCAAGACCAGAUGUGAAGGGACGCAAAGAAAUCCUGGAGUGGUAUUUGAAAAAAAUUAAAGUGGAUUCUGCUGUUGAUGCAGAGAUCAUUGCAAGGGGAACAGUGGGUUUCUCUGGAGCCGGACUGGAGAACUUGGUGAACCAGGCGGCGCUGAAAGCAGCAGGCGAUGGGAAAGACCUGGUGACCAUGAAGGAGCUGGAGUUUGCGAAGGAUAAGAUCCUGAUGGGCCCUGAGCGCCGGAGUGUGGAGAUAGACAAGAGGAAUAAGACGGUCACAGCCUAUCAUGAAUCAGGACAUGCUAUAGUGGCUCAUUACACCAAAGACGCAAUGCCCAUCAACAAAGCUACCAUCAUGCCACGCGGCCCUUCACUUGGUCAUGUAUCCUUGCUGCCAGAGAAUGACCGCUGGAAUGAGACACGGGCCCAGCUUCUGGCCCAGUUGGACGUCAGCAUGGGUGGCAGGGUUGCUGAGGAACUGGUGUUUGGAAAUGAUCACAUCACUACUGGGGCAUCCAGUGAUUUUGAUGGAGCCACUAAAAUAGCACAGAUGAUGGUGACGCGGUUUGGAAUGAGUGACAAGCUGGGGGUCAUGACCUAUAAUGACCUGACGAAGCAUAGCCCGGAGACCCAAGCUGCUGUAGAACAGGAAGUCAGGGUGCUGUUGCAGGACUCGUAUGAAAGGGCAAAGAAUCUACUUAAGACCUACAGCAAAGAACACAAGCUGCUGGCCAAUGCCCUGCUGACUUACGAGACUCUAAAUGCAAAGGAAAUUCAGUUGAUCCUUGAAGGAAAGUCACUGGAUCCCAGAUGAUGAAGUCUUGGAUUAACAGAGACAUUUCAAGCCACCAUCUUACCUUAUCUGUAAAUAUAAAUAUUUGUAGUAAGUAAGACAUAUGAAAGACUUUCUAGCCUUAUUUUCAGGUGAAACAUUGGCUUUCAAACAGACAGAAAGCUAACAGAAAUUCAGAUCUUUCCUAUUAAUUUGAGAGGGUAAAUUGAUGCCAAAAGUACAUAUGCCUCAGUGAACCAAUGGUAAUAACUACAAAUCAGUUAAACUAUAAAGUCUUGCUUUGUUUUUAGAUCCUAAGUAUAUAACAGGAAAAUGAUGACCUUCUUUACGAUGUUCAUUUUGUUCAUCAUAUUCUCUUUUAGAGAUUGAAGCACUUUCUUACAAGUCAUUUUAUGAAAUGGAGAAAAACAGGAAGGUCAUUGAAAGCAAGUGGCAAAUCAGAAUGUCCCAUUUUCAAUAAUCAUAGUACAGAUUGUUCACUUUUACCAUGCAAUCUUAAACCACAAACCAAGUAUGAAUGGGACUUCAGAAUGUCAGUAUUAUUUUAAGAUGAGCAAUUGACUCUUGAGUACUGUAGAUUUUUGUGCAAUGUUACUGUUUACCUUGGUAGGUCUUAAUUUUAUUCAUUAAGUUAUUUCUUUCAGUAUACUUUUUCCAGGGGUAGCUAAAAGCCUCCUGCCUCAUUUGGGUUGUCUGCAUGUGUAUGUUUAAAUGACUCGGGUAACUCCACUGUUUAUAUGUGUGUUUGGAAAAUUAUUUUUAUGCUUUCUUUUGAAAUUUGUACCAUGAUAAUUUUUAUUUCUCUCAAUCAGAAAUGAACAUGGAUAGACUAAAUAAAGAAAAUAAAUAAAGCUUA
This is a messenger RNA of Carassius carassius (crucian carp), 3043 nucleotides long. RefSeq names its product ATP-dependent zinc metalloprotease YME1L1-like. The transcript has 18 exons. Gene Ontology annotation, cellular component: mitochondrial inner membrane. Gene Ontology annotation, biological process: mitochondrion organization; protein quality control for misfolded or incompletely synthesized proteins. The record is from RefSeq and is a predicted model, not a curated record. Lineage: Eukaryota; Metazoa; Chordata; Actinopteri; Cypriniformes; Cyprinidae. The coding region runs from base 16 to 2208 and encodes 730 amino acids. Gene Ontology annotation, molecular function: metalloendopeptidase activity; ATP hydrolysis activity; ATP-dependent peptidase activity.